UCAGUUCAGAACAAACAUGGCGUCUGUCAGCAGAGAAACGAGGCGACUCUUCUUCGUACGACUCCUCAUCGCUUCUAUCCCAGCAUGCACUGGGCUUCCUGGAGGAGACCUGUUUAUGAGCAGACCUGAGGCCAGCAGCGUCCUGCAUCGCACCCGUCGGGCCAACUUCCUGUUUGAGGAACUGAGGACAGGCGACCUGGAACGGGAGUGUCUGGAGGAGAAAUGUUCUUACGAGGAGGCGAAGGAGAUCUUCGCCAUGCCUCAGCAGCUGGAGGCGUUCUGGAAGAUCUACACAGCACCGGAUCACUGCCAGUCGUCUCCCUGUAAGAACGGAGCCACCUGUACUCGCCUCAUCGACACCUACGUCUGCAAAUGUGCACCUGGUUUCCAUGGAUACAACUGUGACAAAGCCCGUUCCACCAACCAUGGCUGUCGCUACAGAAAUGGAGGAUGUGAACAUUUCUGCAGACAGUUUCCAAAUCGUUCUCACGUGUGUUUCUGCGCUCGAGGAUAUCGUCUGGAUCUGGACGCCAGCAGCUGCAUGCCUCAAAGUCCAGACGAGGUGGUCUGUGGACGACCUUUGAUGUUUUUCACCCCCCGAGUCAUUAACGGGAAGACGUGUCCCAAAGGACACUGUCCAUGGCAGGCUCUUCUGACUGAACGUAACGUUUUCACAUGCGGCGCCAUCGUCCUGUCAGAUCGAUGGGUUUUAACUGCCGCCCACUGCGUUUGGGGAAAAGCUGCCACCGACUUCAACGUCACCGUCGGCGAACACGACCUGAACGAGGAGGAGAAGUCCGAGCAGAAGCGUCGUGUGGUUAAAGUGCUGAUUCACCAAGGUUACAAUAAGUCGAGCUCUGACAGCGACCUGGCCAUGUUGAAGCUUCACCGUCCCGUCAAACUGGGACGCUACGUGGUUCCCAUCUGCCUCCCUGCCCGCAACAGCACCUUCACCCGAACAAUGGCGACCAUCCGCCACUCUACCGUGUCCGGCUGGGGCCGCCUGUCGCGGUUCGGUCCGGCCGCCGGAGUCCUUCAGCGGCUGGAGCUGCCGAGGGUUCCUCUGCAGGAGUGCCGCCUCCACACCAAGCUCAACAUCACCAGGAACAUGCUCUGCGCCGGGCUCAAGUCUGGCGGCCAGGAUGCCUGUGAAGGCGACAGUGGCGGCCCGCUGGUGACGCGCUACAAGAAGACCUGGUUCCUGACAGGCGUUGUGAGCUGGGGGAAGGGCUGCGCCAACGAGAACAUGUACGGAGUCUACACCAGAGUCAGCAACUUCCUGGACUGGAUCGAAGACAUCCUGUCCACCAUCUGAGACCAAGUCCAAACCGAGACGGCGGACUCAGAGAUCAUCAUAUAAAGUCAUCGUACAAGAACAAACAUCAACAAGAGUGUUUUUAAUGUGUACAAAUAAAUUUAUUUUUUGUCUGCACAGAUUCACAGUGAGAGUUACGACAGAUUAUUUUAAUAAUGUUGAUGCUUCGUUUGUCGCUUUGCUCUUGUAAAACAAAUAAAGACAAAGUCAAAUUUUA
Messenger RNA from Epinephelus fuscoguttatus (brown-marbled grouper), 1532 nucleotides. It is a transcript of the gene f7l, whose product is annotated as coagulation factor VII, like. Gene Ontology annotation, biological process: proteolysis; blood coagulation. The transcript is spliced from 8 exons. The record is from RefSeq and is a predicted model, not a curated record. Lineage: Eukaryota; Metazoa; Chordata; Actinopteri; Perciformes; Serranidae. Gene Ontology annotation, molecular function: serine-type endopeptidase activity; calcium ion binding. Bases 17 to 1315 code for a protein of 432 amino acids. Gene Ontology annotation, cellular component: extracellular region.